AUGCUCUCCUCUCGUUUUUUAGUUAUUCUUUUUGUUGCCCUUUUGGGUGUUUGCCUUUCCGAUUCGCCAGAUUCUUCAUUAAAAAAAGCUAACACAUCAUCAUGUGUUCCACCAAUGAGAGAAUGCGAUUCAGGAACGCCAAGUGGACCGAAGUGUUAUCCAGAACAGUGGUUUUGUGACGGGUAUCCAGAUUGUCGAGAUAAUUCAGAUGAACCUCCUACGUGUAAAUCGAAAAGUUUUCAAAAAAGAGCGUGUCUUGAAAACGAGUUUGUUUGUAAAACGGGUAAAUGUCUACCUCGUGGAUACCUCUGUGAUGGACAGUUGGACUGUGGACGUUUUCCAGAUGGACUACAAGAUCGUUCAGAUGAAUCGCGAGAGCUUUGCAACCAACCUUUGAAUUGCGAGCAUAACGAAUAUGCAUGUGCAGCGUCUGCUCAAUGUGUACCACUUUUCAAGUUUUGUGAUGGAAAGCUGGAUUGUUCGGAUGGCUCAGAUGAAGUCUGCCGUGUGAAAAACAUUUCAACAGCUAACGAUUGUGAAUAUGGAGCAGCAAUAACCAUUGAUGGAAUCAAAUGUUAUUGUCCAAAAAACAAAUUCUUGAAUGAAAAAGGAAAAUGCGAGUUUGUCAAUCAGUGUGAUCGAUUGAAAAAUGGUAUUUUUAAUUAUCUUAAUAGGUAUAUUUUAUCAAUUUUAGGACUUCCUCCUGCAUGUUCCCAAGGAUGUACGGACAACAAAAAUGGAACAUUCUCGUGCUUCUGUUUCGAUCCAAGACUUACUGUUGCAAAUGGUACACACUGCGUAGCCGAAAAAGAUGUUUCUAUUCCAAGUGUUGCAAUUCUCACGAAACAGAAGAUUUAUACAAUUCAAAAUGGAACUAUGUCAAACUAUUCAAGUCUACCACGACCACUGGGAAAACCUGGAGCUCUGACUCUUGUAUUUCAACAUCCGGACUUUCCUGAAGCAAAAGUUCCAAUUCUUUGUCUCUCUGAAGCCCCAACUUCGAAUCAAAGUUAUAUCACAUGUGGGAAUGUAGAAGGAUCUGAACCAGUUACGAAAUCUUAUGCAGUGGAUUUUGAUAUCUCUGCAAUUCAUAUGAUUCGAUUCGAUAACUUUGGCAACAAUUGGAUAUUCACAGAUGCGUCAUAUUACAUCUUCAUUUGUAAACAUGACUCUGUUAAAAUUUCCAAAUGCCAUACGUUUGCUGCUGGAGCAAUGGGAACACUCCAAGAUGUUCAAUACGAUGGAGUGAACGGGCAGUUCUUUGUCACCGACAGUGAUUAUUUUCAACAAGGAAUCUGGAGAAUCGACGUGGCAUCAGGAGAGAGAAAUCGACUGACCACUCAACCGAUCACAUCUCCUGCUUUGGCAAUUGAUCCAUUCACAAAGACACUUUAUUAUGUGGACAGCUCUGCAAAUUCCAUCAAGGCUAUUGACUAUAACUCGAAUUUCUCAAGAAUUGUGGUAUCAGGACGGAUUGCAAAAGAAGUAACACAGUUGGAUUACGCCGAAGGAAAACUUUUUGCCACUUUGAGAGACAACAGAGUUUUUGUAGCCAACGCUCUGGAAUCGGAUUCAGAGGCAGUUCUGAAGACGUGGCAGGAGAUAACCCCUCCCAGCAAUGGAGGACCAAAUAAGGUGAUAAUGGAAGUUUUUCAUUUUCGAAGGAAUGCAAAUGCAUGGAAGAAUAAAGGAAGGAAUAUUUGCAAAGCUGCUUCUUGCGAUGAUAUUUGUAUUGGUCACAUCGAGAAAACUUUCUCUUGCCUCUGCAGAGACGGAUUGAUUCAAAAAGAAAAUAAAUGUCAAGAGAUUGAUCAAAAUGAAUUGAAAGAUAAAGAAAUUUUAAUCUUGGCUCAGCUGAGACCGGCAAGGGUAAAAGUUCUUGGAUUCAAUAAAGAUUAUCAGACUGAAGACAUUGGAAUUCCGGAUAUUCUUGCUGCAAAACGACCAAGUGCAAUCACGUUUGAUCCAAAAGGGAAGCGGAUACUGAUGUACGAUUUGAAGAGGCAUUCCUUAGUUGUUCAGAAGAUGGAUCAAUCAAAUACAACUUUCCAUGGACUAACUGGAAUCAUGAACUGUGAAGGAAUGGCAUAUGAUUACACUUCGGAUAAUCUCUAUAUGACUGAUCAGAAAAGAAAGCUGAUUACGGUACAAAGGCUGUCAAACCUUUCCGUCCAGAAAAUCAUUGUAAGAGGAAACAUGAGCAAUCCACGAGCAAUUGCUGUUCAUGUCGCCAAAAGUUAUUUAUUCUGGGGAAGUUGGAGUGAGGAUAGACAAAACGAUGCAACGACUCCUGCAAUGAUCGAAAGAUCCAAGUUGGAUGGAAGCGAACGAAAAACUCUUGUUUCCAAGAAUUCAAUGUGGAUUAAUGGGUUGACUCUCGAUCUGAAAAAUGAUUUUCUGUAUUGGUGUGAUGCAUAUCGGAACGUCAUCGAAAGAAUUCGAUGGAAUGGAGCUGAUCGGGAAGUUAUCAUUCAAGGUGUUGAUAAGAUUUCGCAUCCUUAUGGUCUCGCUUUCUUCGAUAAUCAUAUUUUCUUCACCGAAUUCAAACGAGGUGCUGUCAAACGAGUCAAUGUCAAUUUUCCGGAUCAAGUGCAAGAGAUUUUCCAAUACUCUGCGACAGUUUUUGAACUUGCAGUGUUCAAAAACUCUCUCUCCAAAUGUAAGUUAAUACACAAAACUAUUUUUAAAACUUUAAUAAAUUCAGCAACAUCUCCUUGCUCGACGUCUUCGAGCAAUUGCGAACACUUCUGCUUUGCCACUUCUUGCAAAGGGUCGGUUGGAUGUGAACCUGUGAAGUGUGGCUGUGCCGACGGAAUGAAGUUAGUAGACAACGGAAAAUGUGUCAAAGAUGAGCACUGGGAAGAUCCAAAUGGAUGCGAUGAGGAUAGAGAAUUCACUUGUUUGAAUAGCAGAAAAUGUAUUCCAAAGGCAAAUUUAUGUGAUGGAGACGAUGAUUGUGGUGAUGGAAGUGAUGAGGAUUCAAAUGGAAUUUGUAAAGACUUCAAAUGUGUUGGAAACAAAUUUCAAUGUGAUUCAACAACAUGUAUUCCUCUUGAAUUCCUUUGUGAUGGAAAAUCAGACUGCAACGAUGGCACUGAUGAAUUGGAGACGAUGUGUAAGACGGUUCCCGAUGUGAGAUGUUCCGUUGGACAGUUCCGUUGUUCCAACACAAAAUGUAUUGAUAAAUCAAAACGAUGCAAUGGAAUUCAAGAUUGUGAGAAUGGCUCAGAUGAAGAAGAUUGCCCUCGAAGCAAACUGUGUACUCCCACAGAAUUCCGAUGUGGAACUGGACUGUGCAUCAAACAAUCCCAAGUCUGUGAUGGCAAAAUGCAAUGCUUGGAUGGAUUAGACGAGAAACAUUGUGAAGAGAAUAAUUCAUGUAUCAAGGGAAGACAAUUCAGAUGUGCAAAUAAACAAUCCACGUGUUUGGAUAUGAUUUUCCAAUGUGACGGAGUGCCAGAUUGUGAGGAUGAAAGUGAUGAAUCUCCAGAAUUCUGCAAAGGAAAUACCUCUUCUUCUUGUGCAAAAAUGAAUCAGUUCAUGUGUGCAGAUGGAAAAUGUUUGCGAAGUUUCCAGCUAUGUGAUGGAUUUCCAGAUUGUUUAACGGGAGAGGAUGAGAAAGAGUGUCCACCAUCAAUGUGCAACAGUGCUACUCAUUUGAGUUGUGCAAAUGGAAACAAAUGUGUUUCGAAGGAAUUGGAAUGUGAUGGUGUAGAUGAUUGUGGAGACAAGUCGGAUGAAUCACAUUGUGACGAUAUUCGAAUGGAGGCAGCUCUAUUGCGAUGCAUUCCUCCAAUGUACAAAUGUCAAAGUGGAAGAUUCCAAUGCAUCUCCGACAAACAACUAUGCGAUGGAAAGAAUGAUUGUCCUAGUGGAGAUGAUGAAGGAAUGUGGUGUUCUUUCCUAUGCAAUUCAACUGAAAUCGGAUGUUCACAUACGUGCCGAGCUACUCCAUCUGGUCCCAUUUGCUCAUGUCCUGAUGAAUAUUUCCUUGAGAAAGAUGGAGUUACAUGUGCUAAAAAAGAUCCAUGUCGCUUUGGGCAAUGCUCUCAGCAUUGUAUGUCACAAGGAUCUCGUCAUUUCUGUUACUGCGAAGAUGGAUACAAGUUGUUGAAUGAUAGAAUCUCUUGCCGUACAGUUGAUCCAAAGACAGAGUUCAUGAUCUACUCUAACCGCCAUGAAAUCCGAAUGAUUCAAGCAACGUCUCCUGGAAGUAUUCCACUGAUUUCAAGUCUUACAAAUGCGAUUGCUCUAGACUUCAAAUAUCUUAAUAAUGGAUCCCUAAUUGUUUAUUGGACGGAUUUAUCGUCUGAUAAGAUAUAUUCUGGAUUAAUGGACCAACGGACGAUUAUGUAUUCAAGAACGAUUGUUUCAUACGGAGUAUUUAAUGCAGAAGGAAUUGCAGUUGAUUGGAUAACUGGAAACAUUUACUGGAUAGACAGUCAUUUGGAUACAAUUCAAGUUCUAUCUGAAGAUGGAACAAAACGAGCAACAGUAGUCAAUGAGAAUAUGGGAAACGCAAGAUCACUGGCAAUUGAUGUGGAAGAAGGUUUAAUGUUCUGGACAGAUUGGGAGGAAGCGAAUCCGAGAAUCGAGAGAUGUACAUUAGCCGGAAAGAAUCGUGCAACUGUUUGGAAGAUUUCGAAUGUUGCACAGGCUGGAUGGCCGAAUGGGAUUGCAUUGGAUACGAUUACAAAACGAGUUUAUUGGGUUGAUGCAAAAUCGGAUUCGAUUCAUACAAUCACUUACGACGGUCGAGAUCACGUCCUUGUGCUCCGAGAUCCAGAAAGACUUGGACAUUGUUUUGGUAUUGAUGUUUACGGAGAUAACGUCUAUUUCUCGGAUUGGAGAACCAAUACAAUUAGCACAGUUAAUAAAUUCGGUAAAGGAGAAGUGACCAUAGUGGAAAGAGUUGCAACUCAACCAUUCUCUUUGAAAAUCGUGCACCGAUCUAAACAGAAACGCCAACUGAAAAACAUGUGUGACGGUUUCAAAUGCAAUGGAAUAUGCUUGAAUGAUGGAAGAAACAAAGCCAGCUGCCAAUGUACGAAUAUUCAAACUACAACCGACGAUGGAUGUGUAGAUGUUGAACAGACUCUUCUGAUUGCUACAAAAAAUGCGGUUCGUGGAUUCUCAACAAUUCCUCCUCAUCCACACGCCUUUCCGCUUGUCUCUGGGAAACAGUUUGAGAAUAUUCGAGACGUUGGAAGUUUCCAGAAUCGCCUUCAAAUUCUCGAUGAUCUAACGGACCAAGUGGUCCUUGUGAAUUUGACUGGGGAAGCAGAUGAACAGAUUUUAGCAACCGGAAGUGAUAUGUACGGUGUUAGUGGAAUGACAAUCGAUCCUGUUCUUGGAAAUACCUACUUUACUUUCUUUUCAAAUGAUGGAACUGGAAGAAUCGAAGUCAUCAAUGCAGAAGGAACUAGUAAGAAAGUGCUGGUUGAAUCGGGAACUUUUCCUGGAAUGAGAUUCCCAAGAGGCAUUAUUUUUGUAAACUCAACAAAGAAAUUGUAUUGGUUCGAAGCUGGAACAACUCCAUACACCAUCUUUACAAUGUCAGCUGCUGGAAACGGAGCAAAGAAGCUGAAGCUGAAUUCCACGUUGCUCACAAAAGUCUACAAUCCUACGGUAGACCAAUUCAAUUCUAAACUGUAUUGGAUAUCUCAAGGAAAAAUAGUUCAAUUCAAUCCAGCAACAGAAAUCAUUAACGAAAUAGAAGUUACUGGUGGAGACAAGAAUGUCAGUUCGAUUGCCGUUGAUCAGAAGAAUGGCGAUAUUCUGAUUGGAGAGUUUGUGAGAAUUGCCAACCAGACUACAGUAAGAAGAUUGUCAAUGAAGGGUACGAAGUCAACACAAACAGGAGGCGUCAUGCAAGUUCCACUUCACAGCUCCGUUCAGUUCUUCUUGGCAACUAUUGAUACUUCGAAAGUGGUGAAGAAUAUUCCUGAUGAAUGCAAGACUUGUGAAUCUCUCUGUUUGAGCAAAGAUCAGAAAACAUUCGAGUGUGCUUGCUCUCAAGGAUACAUCUUGGAAAAUGGAAAAUGUCGGUCACCAGAAAAGAGAGUCAUUUAUGUCACUGAUGACGGAUCAGUUCAAUCUGUAGGAUGGUACAAAGAUCAGAAGUCGGGAGAAAUGGUACAAGUAAUGAGAGCUCACUCUCUCCACAGUGAUAUUGGCAAAAAACGAAUUGUCAGACUGGUAGCAGACACCAAAAAAGAUGUGAUCUACGUUGUGACUCGUCAAAAUGAAGUCUGGAAAUGUGCAACAAACGGAUCCUUCGCUCAUAUGAUCUACUCAACAACUUCUCAUCGGAUCGCAGCGAUAAGUUUGGAUAGAGUAACUGGACAUCUCCUCGUAUCAGCUAGAGAAUCGGUGUCUUCCAAAGGAGACAUUGUUCUUCUGGAUCCGGACCGUUAUCAAGAAGGAAUGUAUUCUGUGAUAGUAGAAGAUGAAGAAAAAGUCCCAUAUGAAAUCGCAGUGGAUCCUCCGAAAGGAAAAAUCUUCUGGGCGAGUGCUCAUUGUAUCAAGGCAGCAAACUACGAUGGAAGUGAACCGAAAUGCAUUGUCGCAAAGUCAGCAGUUGCCACGAUUGCAGUAGAUGAAGAUCGUUCUCGACUUUGCUACAUGGAUUCUGAAAGAGCAGCAGUUGAUUGUGUCGAUUACAAUGGAGAGAACGAACAGAGAAAUGUGGCGAUGUUCAAAGCACAAGGACUUGCCGAAGUUGUCAGUUUGUCAUUCAAUGGAGAUGAAAUGUUCUUCUUUGAUAAAUUCAAUUCAUCGGGAAGUAUCGUAAGAGGGAUAGUUCAAAAAGAUGGAUCUGUGGUUUUCGUAGAUUCUAUCAAAAAACAACUACCCCGCCAAAAACUAAGAAUAAUUGACUUUGAUAUUAUGGAUCAAAAGAAGUCAGUUCUCUUCACUGCCUGUUCCAAUAACAACGGAGGAUGUGAACAUCUUUGUAUUACGGUACCAUUCGAGGACUCCAUCAAGAAGAAGUGUAUAUGCGUUCAUUCAGUCCCUACAGAAGACGGAACCUGUGGUCAAAGUAACACAUUUGUAGCUUUCACUCGGUUCACUUCCAUUGAAUUCCUGUCUGCCACUCCUGGAGUUAUGGCUCCACCUUACAAACAAAUUGCCUCUGCCAGUUGUGCUAUGACGAAAAUCGGAGCGAUUGCCGCAGAUAAUUCAAGAGGAAGAAUUUACUUUGCGGAUUAUGAAAAAUUCCGAAUCUCAGCAGUCAAUUUCGAUGGAACGGGAUGCGUUGUGAUUGCAGAAGACGUUCGAGUCGUUCCUAGCAUGGCUUACGAUGAGGUCAAUCGAGAACUCUACUACGUGUCAGCCAAUCCGGCGGGUAUUUGGAGAAUCGAUGUAGCUGACAAUAACUUGGAAAAUUAUCCAACGGAACCAAAACUUGUGUUGCUAUUGACAAAUAGGGACCGACCUCGUCAUUUGGCAAUCGAUCCAUGUAGAAUGCUUUUAUUCUUCACAAACAACGCAAUCACUGGAUCUGUCAUUGAACGGGCAUAUUUCAGCGGGUAUAAAAGAAAAAUUAGUGAAAUUUUUAAGGAACAAAUUCUCCAAGAGGAUCUCCACGAUUUACGAGGAUUAGCAAUUGAUCUCGAAACUGAAAAAUUGUAUUUUUCGGAUUCCAAAGAUUUCAGAAUAUCCCGUUGUGAUUUAGAUGGGUGUAACAGAGAGGUUGUCAUUUCCAACUCUGAUAAUCCCUCGAUCCAUCCUUUCGAAUUGGAAAUUUACGAAAAUGAAAUCAUCUUUACUGAUUGGGUUAAAAGAGCUGUCUCAGGAAUUAACAAAAUAUCGGGUGUCGAGCAUCGUCUUAUGAAUCGGGCAACAGAAGUUCCCGUUGGAUUAGUGGUGGUUGAUGUAUCAAAAGAGUUUUGCACCAAAAAUCCAUGCUAUGAAAAUGAACUGAAAUGUGGGGACUACUGUAGACUGAUGGCAGAUGGACAAGCUACUUGUGCAUGUAACGGAGAAAGAAGAUUGAGUGCAGACAACAAAACGUGUACAGGAGGUAACGAAAUUCGAUACUAUUGGGAGAAUAGCUGUUAUAAUUUUACAGAUGUUGAUGAGAAAAAGUGUGCAGAGAACGAAUUCAAAUGUCUCCACUCUGAUAAAUGCAUUCCGUAUGAAGACACGUGUGAUCAAUACAACGAUUGUCCGAUGUUUGAUGACGAAGAUGCCAAAUACUGUUCCAGUCGUGUUUGCCGUCCUGGAUAUUUUGAUUGUGGAAAUGGUCUCUGUAUCAGCGAAAGUAAAGUGUGCAAUCGAUUCAACGACUGCAUCAAUUUCCAUGAUGAAAACAAUUGUACAUGCAGUAAAAGUGAAUUCAAAUGCGAUUCAGGAAACUGUAUACCGGGAGAAGACAGAUGUAAUCACGUACAGGAUUGUAACGAUGCAAGUGAUGAAAUCGGAUGCCCCUACAGAAAUUGCUCAUCUUUAGUGGAGUUUGGUAUGAGUGACCUUAUCAACUGUGCAUCAACAUCUCAAUGUAUUCAUCCUUCAUGGAAGUGUGAUGGAACCAAUGAUUGCUAUGAUGGAUCAGAUGAAUUGGAUUGUCUAGUGGAAUUUGAUUUCAACAAAGGAAGUGUAUCACCACCCAGAAGCUGUGACUCUGCCACUCAAUUCCCCUGUUUAGCUACGAGAAAUUGUAUGCCAAACCGUUGGAGAUGUGAUGGUCAACCAGAUUGUGCGGACGGAUCAGAUGAGGCGAACUGUGAGCAGAAAGCAUGCAAUUCGUUUGAGUUCACAUGCGAAUCUACGAAAAAAUGUAUUCCGUUGGAACAGAAAUGUGAUGGUAGAUCAGAUUGUCCAAAUGGAGAAGAUGAGAAUUCGUGUGACACAGAAUGUGACUCAAAGAAUGGAAAUUCAACAUUCAGAUGCACUAAUCAUAGAUGUAUUCCGAUGGCGUGGAGAUGUGAUGGAACUGACGAUUGUUUGGAUAAUGCAAAAUCACUUGGGUCAGAUGAAAUGGAUUGUGCUCCAGGGAAAACAUCAUUCCAUGUUCCAUCAAGAUGUACAGAUGAGACUUGCGUGGUUGCUUGUGAGUUGACAGCAGUUCUUUGUGAUGGAAUCAAAGAUUGUAAUGAUGGAUUCGAUGAAGAAAACUGUGCUUCGUUGGAUAGACAGUGCAAACUAAAUGAAUGGAUGUGCGAUAGUGGACAAUGUAUUAAUUCAGCUCAUCUCUGUGAUUCAUCUGUAGAUUGUAUUGAUGGAUCAGAUGAAUGGGUUGAGAUAUGUUCACUCUCAGAACCGCCAAAACGUGGAUGUCCAAACGGAUGGUCAUGUGUUUUGAAAAAUGGAACUAUUGGCUGUCUGCAGGAACAUCAACUUUGCGAUGGAAGAAAAGACUGCAUGUCUGGAAUUGAUGAACAAUGCGAUCUGCCACAAGGAAACUGCUCAUCGGCAAGAAACUCUUGUGAACAGCCCUGGAACUGCAAACGAAAUGCCGGCUUUGAAACGUGUUCAUGUGAUGAAGGGUUCCAUCUCUCUCCGUAUGAUAAGAGGACAUGCCUACGAUCUCCAUCAUGCCCGAAAGCCAACUGUUCUCACUUCUGCAUCGAUCGACGAGACGUUGGGCAUCAAUGUUUCUGUGCUCCUGGUUUUAUUCUCUCGGAUAAUCAGAGAGAUUGUAGAAGAAACGAUACAAUUGAGCCGGAAAUUUUGAUGGUUUCUGGUCACCGUCUGAAACUUUUCACAAUCGAUGGACACGCCAAAGCAACUCUUCUAUCGAAUCUGACCAACGGAGUUGCUUUAGACUAUGACGUGAAGAGUGAUUUGGUCUAUUGGACAGAUGUCACAAACAGUGGAAAUAAGGCGGGAAUCACUUCAAUGAGCAAUCAGCCAUAUACGUAUCGAAUCAUAAACUCUCUACCAACGAAGGGAAUUGAUGGAAUCGCUGUGGAUUGGCUUGGAAGACACAUUUAUUAUACGGAUAGAAACCACGAUGCAAUUGCAGUCUGUGACAUGAGAGGAAGAUUCAACCGAAUUCUUCUCAAGGGAACACCACUGAAUGAUCCACGAGCUAUUGUUCUCGAUCCCAUCCAGGCUCUUCUUUUCUGGACUGAUUGGGGAGCUUCUGCUCAUAUUGGAAGAAUGAACAUGGACGGUUCAAACGAGAUGAUAAUUCUUGAAGAUCGUACGAUUCGAUGGCCAAAUGCAUUGGCUGUUGAUGCACCGGCACAACGGCUAUAUUUUGGAGAUGCUCACAGAGAUUACAUUGCUUCUUGCAAUUACGAUGGAACUAAAAGAAGAAUGGUUCUGAGAAAUUCUGUACGACAUAUUUUCGCUUUGGCAGUAUUUGAAGACUAUAUUUAUUGGAGUGAUUGGCAUAAUCAUACCAUUGAACGAGUUCAUAAAAUUACUGGAGACAAUCGGAAAGUGCUGAUUCAAGACAAACAAUACCGACCAAUGGGAUUCAAAGUUGUUCAUCCUUCAUUUCAGAAUAUGGGAAGUAUGAAAACAGCCAAACAUCCAUGCUCUCAGCCAGCGCGAUGUGACAAUCUAUGCAUUCCUGCUAGUAGUCCAGAAGCGUUUACAUGUAUGUGUGCACAAGGAUUCCGAUCGGAUGGAAGAUCGUGUGUUUCUGAAUGCAAACCAAAUGAUUUUGUCUGCACAAAAACCUACAAAUGCAUUGCUUCGUGGUGGAGAUGUGACGGACAAGAUGAUUGUGGUGAUGGAGAAGAUGAAGGAUAUUUUUUGAAAGGCGUCUGUCCUCAGUUCCCUUGUGAUCCCGGACAAUUCCUGUGCCCAAAGUCCCCUCGGAACACCACUGCGCAAUGCUUGUAUGCUUCAAAACUUUGUGAUGGAGUCAAGGAUUGUUUAGAAGGGGAAGAUGAGGAAAAGACAUUCUGCGAACAUUUCGAAUGCACUGAAUCUCAAUUCAAAUGUGGCGACAAGAAGAAAUGUAUUCCACUGACGUCCGUAUGUGAUAAAGAAAAAGACUGUGACGAUGGAUCGGAUGAACGAAGUUGUGAAAUCAAAAGUUGUAAACCUGACUUCUUCGCCUGCGUCAAUGAAACCACAUCACAAAUCUCAAAAUGUAUUCCAAAAGAAUUCUAUUGUGACGGAGAAGAUGAUUGUCCAAAUGGACAGGAUGAACCUGAUACUUGCUUCGGAAUCGGAGAAUGCACACAUGAGCAAUUUCAGUGUGCAAGUGGAAAAUGUAUUCCAAAAAGGAGAAAAUGUGAUGGCACAAUUGAUUGUAGAGAUGGAUCGGAUGAGAAAGGAUGCAAGAAAGAAUGUGCAAUUGUGUGUGACAACGAAUGUGUUCCAGUUGAAGAACUCUGUGAUGGAAAACGAAAAUGCACACAUGGAACAGAUGAAGAGGAAGAGGCUUGUGCUAUCAAGAAAUUGAUGGAGAAACCUGUGCUUCGAACCUGUGGAGGAUUCAAAUGUGAUGGAAUUAUUGAUUGUGAAGAUGGAGCAGACGAAAAGGGAUGUCCGGAUCUGGAAUGCCAUCUUUCGAACAACGCUUCUCUCAUUUGUGAUGGAAAGGUUGAUUGCGAGAGUGGGAAGGAUGAACAGAACUGUCAGAAUUAUGGAGGCUACAGUAACCCGCUCUUCCAGUGUUCCAGACAAACCGUCAAGGAAUGGCAGGUCUGCGAUGGUCGAUGGGAUUGUGCAGAUGGUCUAGACGAAUAUCCAGAAAUGUGCAAAUCAAGACAAGCGAGAUGCUUUAGAAUCGGAUUCUGUGACGACAAAAAGCAAUGUCUCGAUGUUUCAACUGCGCUUUGUGAUGGUUUCAAAGACUGCUCCGAUGGAAGUGAUGAGAGUCCUGCUCACUGCAAAGACAUGUGCAAGGGAAUGUUCAGGUGCACAAACGGAAGAUGCCUGGAUGAAUCAGCACGUUGUGACGGAAGAGAUGAUUGUGGAGAUGGAUCGGAUGAAGAUACUUGUGGAUUGCAAUGCCACCAUUUUGGUACUUGUCCUCAAAAAUGCUGGAUGGCAUAUAAUAGUACUGCACGAUGCCAUUGCGAUGUGGGAUACACAAAAAGUACGAAAUAUAACGAUUGUGAACCCCUCACAAAAUUCACUGAAAUCUUCCUAUCAAAUGGAAAACGAUUACAUUUGAUGGUUGCUGAGGAAACUCGCCUCCGAACUGUUUUCAAUGAGAGGAUGAAUAUUAUUUCUGGUGGAAUUGAUUUUGGAUAUGACAUGUACAAAACUACAUUGAUGUAUUCUGUCGGAAUUGGAAAGAAUCGAGUGGAUAUCAGAACAAAGAAGUGGUCCGAAAGCAAACCAUCAGACGAAUGGGGAGAGAAAAACGACGAGAGUACAGCUGGAUUGAUUGCUCAUGAUUUCAUGCAUAACAAUGUUUAUCUCACAGAAAGUGGGUCGUAUAUUCCCGGAAUUUUAUUUCAUACCCAAGAAAAUAUUUAUGUUGCGAAAUCCAAGGAUACAAACACCCGAACUCUGAUUGUAAAUUCAACCGGAUCCAUCACUUCGCUUUCUGUUGAUCCAAUUCAACGUCUCAUUUUCUGGACGACUGGAGCUCCGGUACCAAGAAUUCUGUCAGCACAUUUGGAUGGUACUCCGAUUGCUCAGCUAUUCAAAACUGGAUCUCAACCACACAAAGCGUUGAUUGAGAGAAAUAUUUUUGACCCCAAAUCGUUAAUUUUGGAUUCUCCAAACAAAAGAUUAUAUUGGAUUGAUGGUUUCAAAAGAACCGUUGAAACUGUAUCUUACGAUGGAAGAGACAGGCGAACGGUGCGGAAGUUCGAAUUGGGAGACAGUCCAGUUUCAAUGGAUAUCAUUGGGGGAUACAUUUAUUUGGUCACUCUCCAAGGAAACAUUCAUAAAAUGCACAAGUUCAGUGGAAAAACCAAUAAGUAUCCACAAAGAAUUCGAGAUGUUGCACCAAGAAUUCGUCUACUGAUUGCUCAUCCUUCUAAACAUACCGUAUCCCAUAUCACCCAUCAGAAGAAUCCAUGUCAAUCAGAUUACUGUCCAUCUGAAACUGUUUGUAUUCCUAAAGAGGAUACAAACGGAGUUUUAAUUCCAAAGUGUCUUUGCGGAGCUGGCAGGUUCUUCGAAGAAUCGACCAAAAAAUGUCUACCUGUUCAUGAUAUGAACCAAGAAGCUUCUCGUGAGUUUUUUAAGAUUUUGAGAGAUAUCCUUAAUGACUUUUUCGAGAAAGAAUGUGGAGACUAUUUCUGUUACAACAAUGCAGCUUGCAGUGCUCAAAAGAAAUGUAUCUGUCCACCUGGUUUCUAUGGAAGGCAAUGUGAAGUUAGUAGCAAUUUUCGAACUAUUGUAAUUAACGAAUGUUCCGAACGGUGUUGGAAUGGAGAGACAUGCGCUAUCAGAGAAAGCGGAGCGACCAGAAACAUCGAGUGUCAUUGUCCUGCAAACUAUACCCAAAUCGACUGUGCAACGAAUGUGUGUGAAGGAGUUUGUGGUCCCCGUGGAUCAUGUAAAACUGUUCCAUGCACAAGAGAAGAACCCCAUUGUCGUUCAUACAGUUACUGUGAAUGUGAUAAAGGAUGGUCUGGACCUCAUUGUAGACACAAGAUCGAUGCUAAGAUUUGUUAUGGACACUGCUUCAGCGGAGGAGAAUGCCAAGGAGAUCAACCAUCAAAUCUGAAAUGUCAAUGUAGACCAGGAUUCAACGGAAAUCGGUGUCAAAACUGUAAGGAUCGUGAGUGCCUAAAUGGAGGAUUUUGUUCAUAUUUUGGAUCAAAUCGAACAAUGUCGCAUUGCAUCUGCCCAUCCGGGUAUACCGGAGAUAACUGUGAGGAAUAUCUUUGCAAGGAUGCAUGUUCUUAUGGAGAAAAAUGUGUUUAUGACUUCACGAAUCACUUACAACCGAUCUCUUGCUUCUGCGAGAAAAACGCAGCUGCUCCAAACGCAGAUUGCUCUCCUAUCUGCCAUAAACAACCCAAUUGGUGCCACAAUGGAGGAAAGUGUCUCGAUAUGCCUGGAAGUCCUGGAAAGUGCAAAUGUCUUCCAAGAUUCACUGGUCCCCGAUGCGAUGUUCCUGUACUAUGUGAUGAUUACUGUACCAACAAUUCAAAGUGUAUUGAGACAAACGGAACACAUUUCGAGUGUGAAUGUAAACCUGGUUUCAAGGGAUUACGUUGUGAACAAGAAACGCUAUGUAGUGAAUGCCAAAAUGGAGCCAAGUGCAUCAAGCAGCCAUCAAGAACCGUACUUUGUCAAUGUCCUGAAGGUCUUGGAGGCAAAUAUUGUGAGGAGAUAACAGCCGUUUCUUGCAAUCAACUAAAGUGCCAAAACGGAGGAUAUUGCCUGGAACCGGAUUCGGAUGUGGAUAGGAAUCGUCCUCAAUGUGUUUGUCGACCUGGAUUCCAGGGAAUUCUUUGUGGAUCACAUUCCUGUGACAACUUCUGCCAUCACGAUGGGAAGUGCUCACUCAAUGAAGAGUUUGAACCGCAAUGCGAAUGUUACAAAGCUUUUACUGGAGAUCGAUGUCAGUAUCGUGUUAGUCACUUAACACCACCAUCUGAAGCUGAUAGUCUUAGUUGGACAAGAUUUUUCGUCAUUCUGAUCAUCGUCAUUCUCACAAUAGUUCUUCUUAUUGGAAUAGUCGCCAACAGAUCCAACAGGUUUGCCGUUUUCCGCCAGUUCCGUCAUAACCCACUGCAAAAUCAUGAAGCACCUGCCGAUCAGUUCAGCAAUCCAGCGUAUCUGAUCGAUGAAGGAGGUAUUGAACUAAUCACCCAAAAUACGAGUCUCGUAUCAUCUCACGAACGUGGAUCGUUCAACAAUCCGGCUUUCGAGCAAGAAAUGGUUCCAAUUUACAACGACACUGUGGAGAAUCAUGAAUUGCUUCCGAAUAGAUCUUCUAAUUAA
Molecule: messenger RNA, 14823 nt
Organism: Caenorhabditis briggsae
Lineage: Eukaryota; Metazoa; Nematoda; Chromadorea; Rhabditida; Rhabditidae
Exons: 20
Coding region: 1-14823 (4940 amino acids)
Molecular function (GO): calcium ion binding; protein binding
Source: RefSeq, a predicted model, not a curated record